UUAUUAAAAGAAAAAAUUACAAAUUUGUAAUCCCAACAAAAAAAAAGUCAAUAUCAAUAAAAUAAAAAAAUAAAUAUGGCAUCGAAAAAAAGUGUUUUGGCCGUUGGUGGUAUUGUAACUGCGGUUGCUGCAUAUUAUUAUCUUAAACCAUCUAGCUGCCCAAAACAUAAAAUGGUUGAUCCAGCUACCCUUAGUAAAUUGGAAGCCGGUUUCCAAAAAUUACAAAAUGCUCAAGAUUGUCAUUCAUUAUUGAAAAAAUAUUUAACACGUGAUGUAUUUGAUCAGCUUAAAAAUAAAAAAACCGAUAUGGGUGCUACAUUAUUGGAUGUCAUACAAUCUGGUGUUGAAAAUUUGGAUAGUGGUGUUGGUAUUUAUGCACCGGAUGCUCAAUCAUACAAAACAUUUGCUGCUUUGUUUGAUCCAAUUAUUGAUGAUUAUCAUAAAGGUUUCAAACCAACCGAUAAACAUCCAAAAACCGAUUUUGGCAAUAUUGAAAAUUUUGUUAAUGUUGAUCCUAAAAAUGAAUAUGUUCUUUCUACUCGUGUUCGAUGUGGACGUUCAUUGAAUGGUUAUCCAUUCAAUCCAAUGUUAACUGAAGCUCAAUACAAAGAAAUGGAAACCAAAGUAAAAGGACAAUUGGCUACAUUCGAAGGUGAAUUGAAAGGCACCUAUUAUCCAUUGUUGGGCAUGGAUAAAGCAACACAACAACAAUUGAUCGAUGAUCAUUUCUUGUUCAAAGAAGGUGAUCGAUUUUUGCAAGCUGCUAAUGCAUGCCGAUAUUGGCCAGUUGGUCGUGGUAUCUUCCAUAAUGAUAAAAAAACAUUCUUGAUGUGGGUCAAUGAAGAAGAUCAUUUGCGUAUCAUUUCCAUGCAAAAAGGUGGCGAUCUUAAAGAGGUUUAUGGACGUUUGGUCAAGGCUGUCAAGCACAUUGAACAAAAGAUUCCAUUCUCUCGUGAUGAUCGUCUUGGUUUUUUGACAUUCUGUCCAACCAAUCUUGGUACAACAAUUCGUGCUUCGGUUCAUAUUAAACUUCCAAAAUUGGCAGCUGAUCGUAAAAAAUUGGAAGAAGUUGCUGGUCGUUAUAAUCUUCAAGUUCGUGGUACAGCCGGUGAACAUACUGAAAGUGUUGGUGGUAUUUAUGAUAUUAGUAACAAACGACGAAUGGGUCUUACAGAAUAUCAAGCUGUUAAAGAAAUGCAAGAUGGUAUUCUUGAACUUAUCAAAAUGGAAAAAUCAAUGUAAACAACGAGGAAAUUGUUUUCAUUCGAUUUCUAGUUUUUUUUUUGUUUUUGAAAUUUUAAUCUAAAAUAAUAACUCACACAGAAGAUUAAAAAUUCAUCACAAAAUAUUUUA
Messenger RNA from Dermatophagoides pteronyssinus (European house dust mite), 1353 nucleotides. RefSeq names its product arginine kinase Lit v 2. Gene Ontology annotation, biological process: phosphocreatine biosynthetic process. Gene Ontology annotation, molecular function: creatine kinase activity. NCBI's taxonomy places the organism in Eukaryota, Metazoa, Arthropoda, Arachnida, Sarcoptiformes, Pyroglyphidae. The record is from RefSeq and is a predicted model, not a curated record.